This is a messenger RNA of Mytilus trossulus (common blue mussel), 1337 nucleotides long. RefSeq lists its product as uncharacterized. The transcript has 6 exons. The record is from RefSeq and is a predicted model, not a curated record. Bases 41 to 1126 code for a protein of 361 amino acids. NCBI's taxonomy places the organism in Eukaryota, Metazoa, Mollusca, Bivalvia, Mytilida, Mytilidae.
GAUACACAGAAGAAUACCGAGGACAUUAUUUACUGACAACAUGGACACGGAAGCAGUCGAAUUUAUGUUCUUUUUGAAAAGGAAUGUCUCUGAAUUAAAGAGACUUGGUUCAGAAUGGGGCAUGACAACAGAUGAGAUCAAUGCAUGCAUUGACAAAGCACUAGAAAAUGAGGCUGAUGUCCCAAGGGAAAACGAGAAUAGGAUUACAGCAAUGGAAAUAUGGCUAAGAUUUAGCCAGGGUGUGAAAUUAAUGUUCAAAGUGAUUUUAAUCACAUUUACUGUCUUGUUUUGCGUUUUUAUGUUAGCAUCCUACCAUGAAGCAACUGGAAAUUACGUAAUGAAGGUUCUACAGCCUUAUGGAUACGAGGUGUUUCGUGCGAUUCGUCUUGCCACACUGCCUCUACACAAGAUAGUGAACAUAACAUCUUAUUAUGAUGCAGAAUGUCUAUUGGACAAUCCAUUCUUUAGGGAGCCGAUCCAGGAAUGUGACCUGUGUAUGGAUACCCAUGAAGUCAAGCUGAUGACUGAACCCAUACAUUGGGUUGUCAAGAGACACUGCCAGCAACAACAACCUUUUGUUUUCAAGCCAAAAAUGGUUCCAACUGUAACCUUUGAGGACGUGGUAGAUCUGUACAACAAAAACAAAGAUGUCCUUGAUACAUCAGUGGCCAGAUUCUAUUCCACAGACCAAGAAGUACCGGACAUUGGCAGUUUGUUUGGAUUAAAAGACAAUGAUAACCUAAAGAAGAAAACAGGAUUAAGUGUGCACUGGGUAUCGAAGAACAUGGCUAGUAGCCAGAUAUUGAGGAAGAUGUUUCCAAGACCAGAAUUUGUUCCCCCAGAAUCAGAAGUGGCAUUAGAGAAGACACUGUACAUAGAUGGUCCAAGGUCACAACUAUUUGAAAUAAUUGGAGGGUUCUACCAAGCUGUAUUUGUUUCCAUAGUGAAGGGAAACAGAAAGGCUGUAUUUUCUUCAGUACAAGAAUGCAGUGAUGUUUGUUCCCCUCUCCAUGUUGACCUGAAAGAAGGAGAUAUAGUGGUAUUUGGUCCAGGAAUGUGGAGACUCAAUAUCAUGCCUAACAUGGAAGAUACCAGCAUUGUUUAUGUUGGAUCCUUUACAGUGUAGUCAGCGUCUGACAAAAAAUCAAUGAACACUAAACAGAUACAACUUUUCAAAUUCUCCUCUGUUGUUAAAAAUAUUCAAAAGAACAAAUCACUGUCAAUUCUUCUCUUUUUUACAAAUCCUUACAAUUGCUUUUAAAAGUUCUGAAUAUCUAUUUUGUAUUACUGACAUAAUAUUACAUUUCUUAUGCAAUAAAAGACUCUCAAUGCAUUAA